CUGGGAAUCAGCUUAUCUGAUCUAUAAUCCUGUUACAUUGACCAAUGGCAACAGGAUACCAUGUUAGAACUUAAAAAUCCACACCAUGCUUCAACGUGGUAUGUCAACACUUGCAUAGGAAAGAUAGCACUAGAUGUUGGCUUGAAAGUCAACUCGUGUACGUAUAAAACACCUGGGUUGGAAUUUCUCAGACAGUUCUUGAACAACUUUGGUUCUCGAUAGCCGACCAUAACCGAAAAUGGCGACCUUUUCUUUCUUUUGCAAAUCGUCAGUCCUCACUACAAGUGUCGUAGCCAUGGCUAUUUUGAGUUUGUGUUCAAUAACGUUGGCCUCGCCGAUUGAUGCUCAAGAUUUCGUUGACCAGGAGCCACUAACAUUCAUAAAAUUCCAAGCCAAGGAGGCUACUGACGAUCCCAGUAGUUCUUCAACGGAAACGUCCCCAACGACGAUGUCUAGUACUACGACCGUGAUAAUCACGGCAUUCAGUCCCACGACCGACACAACAACCAUUUCCAGUACGACGACGGAGUCAACCCCGAUACCCAGUACCACAAGCACGUCCAGUACCACGGUAACGCCUAGUACCACGUCCAGUACCACAAUGACGCCCAGCACUACGACGGCGACACCAACGACGCCCAGCUCUACGACGGCGACACCAACGACGCCCAGCUCUACGACGGCGACACCAACGACGCCCAGCUCUACGACGGCGACACCAACGAUGCCCAGCUCUACGACGGAGACACCAACAACGCCCAGCACUAUGACGGCGACACCAACGACGCCCAGCUCUACGACGGCGACACCAACGACGCCCAGCUCUACGACGGCGACACCAACGACGCCCAGCUCUACGACGGACACACCAACAAUGCCCAGCUCUACGACGGCGACACCAACGACGCCCAGCUCUACGACGGACACACCAACAAUGCCCAGCUCUACGACGGCGACACCAACGACGCCCAGCUCUACGACGGCGACACCAACGACGCCCAGCUCUACGACGGACACACCAACCAUGCCCAGCUCUACGACGGCGACACCAACGACGCCCAGCUCUACGACGGCGACACCAACGACGCCCAGCUCUACGACGGCGACACCAACGACGCCCAGCUCUACGACGGCGACACCAACGACGCCCAGCUCUACGACGGCGACACCAACAACGCCCAGCUCUACGACGGCGACACCAACAACGCCCAGCACUACGACGGGGAUACCAACGACAUCUAGUACGACAACGACGCCCAGUACUGCAACCACACCCAGUACAACUACGCCCAGUAUCACGACGAGCAGUACACCGUCGCCUGCUAGUACGAGCACAAUCCCGAGUACUAGUACAUCCCUUCCGUCCUCUGCCAGUCAGCCACUUACUCUUCUACCGUCAAUCCUCGUUUCAUUUAGUUUUUGCUUAAGCCUUUUACUGUCACUUUAAAUCGAUGCUUAAAACCUUAAUGUUGAUCGAUCAAGUACAUAUCUUUGCGAUUCCGUCAUCGUCCGGCUUCAUUUUAUCUCGGUAAUAAAUGUUUUGCUUCACA
Messenger RNA from Daphnia carinata, 1550 nucleotides. RefSeq names its product mucin-2-like. Lineage: Eukaryota; Metazoa; Arthropoda; Branchiopoda; Diplostraca; Daphniidae. The record is from RefSeq and is a predicted model, not a curated record. Bases 239 to 1447 code for a protein of 402 amino acids. The transcript has 2 exons.